This is a messenger RNA of Drepanopeziza brunnea f. sp. 'multigermtubi' MB_m1, 504 nucleotides long. RefSeq lists its product as uncharacterized. Gene Ontology annotation, biological process: protein insertion into mitochondrial inner membrane. Lineage: Eukaryota; Fungi; Ascomycota; Leotiomycetes; Helotiales; Drepanopezizaceae. Gene Ontology annotation, molecular function: transmembrane protein transporter activity. Gene Ontology annotation, cellular component: TIM22 mitochondrial import inner membrane insertion complex. The record is from RefSeq and is a predicted model, not a curated record.
AUGUAUAGCGGGGUCGGCGGCGGUAGCGCGGAGGACGAGCAGGCGAGGAUGAUGGCGAGGAAUAUGCAGAAGAUGAUGGAGUCCUGCCCAGGCAAAACCGCCGUGUCGGGCGUAAUGGGCUUCGCCCUCGGCGGCGCAUUCGGCCUCUUCAUGGCUUCAAUGCAAUACGACACCCCCCUCCACACCUCCUCCUCCGCCGAAGCCAUCAAGUCCCUGCCCCUGCGCCAGCAGCUCAAAGCCGGCCUCCGCGACAUGGGCGCGCGCUCCUACGCCUCGGCCCGCAACUUCGGCAAGGUCGGCGCCAUCUUCGCCGGCACCGAGUGCUGCAUCGAGGGCUUCCGCGCCAAGAACGACCUCAUGAACGGCGUCUGGGCCGGCUGCAUCACGGGCGGCGCGCUGGCGGCCCCCGCGGGGCCCCAGGCUGCCGCGCUGGGCUGCGCGGGCUUUGCCGCUUUCUCGGCGGCUAUCGAUGCGUAUAUGCGGCGGCCGAGUGAGCUGGACUAG